Messenger RNA from Aureobasidium uvarum, 1155 nucleotides. NCBI's taxonomy places the organism in Eukaryota, Fungi, Ascomycota, Dothideomycetes, Dothideales, Saccotheciaceae. The record is from the annotation of a GenBank genome assembly.
AUGUCCGCCUAUACUCGAAAUACACUACUUGUAUCUCUGAGCGCGUAUGCCGUGUACGCGCUCCUAAUCUUUGGCGGCAAGAAUGGCACUCUGUCACUCGCUCGAGAAGCAUCUACCUUCAACCGACUUCCCGGAUCAGAUGCGACAUAUGCAACAGAAUUCACCGGUAUCACUGCACUGGACAAGUUUCUCAAGGGACCCACCACAUUCUUCUGGCCCAUUGUGAAUGGCAACGUGGCCGGAUCUUCGCUCAUGUGUUUUUACUUUGCGGGACAAGGUAUUGCUGCUUGGGUGUUGAUUGCGCUUGAAGGAUUACGCGAGCAAAACAUCAAGAGAUGGGGGAUUGUGUCCUUUACGACUUGUUUCGGCAUGUUGUUUCAGGGGCUGGGGAUUGCCAUUGUCGGACCUUUGUUUUUGUGUUUUGCGCCGCUGGGGGCACGGUGGGUUGAUGUGUGCUUUGAGCGCAAGAGACGUGAGCUCGAUGCACUGGUUUUGAGUGUGGUUGGUGGCUUGCUGAUACCGACUGUGGUCAUGUCGUUGCCUGCGCCUUCUGUGUUGAGUGUUGGGUACAAGAUUGACGCUAUCCGCGUGUGGCAGUUUUUCCCUCUGCUUUGCUAUCUCGGUAUGUGGAUCUGGACGCCCAUUGUAGGGUUCUUUGCAGCUGCGCAACACACUUCUGUCGACGAGAGACGCGAUUUGCAGGUCAUGGCUUUGCGACGCGUCUAUGGCUUUGGCCUCUACGCCGCCACGCUGACUCAUAUCGGCGCCAUCUGCAUUUCCCUACUGGCAACGAUAUCCCCUCACCUCUUUGCCGAAAAUGUGGCCUCGUCUCUGCAUCCGAGCACUCUGUUUGUUCCCGCAUGGCCAACCACUGCUCUAAAAGUCGCCACGCUGGAGCAAGGAGCACAUAUCUUNUUGCAGUGGGACAUGCUGAUCAUGGCUUGCACUUUUCUGGUCUGGACUGUGUGGGCAAGAGGGUACGUGGAGUCGUCGUUGUUGUCUAGAGUCCUGGUGGCGGGUCGUGGUCUCGGGUACUGUGUGCUCGUUGGGCCCAUGGGUGCGAGUCUGCUGGCCAUGUGGGAGAGGGACGAGAUGAUGUAUAAAGAAGCCCGCCAAGAAGUAGCUUCUGGAGAAGGAAAAAGAGUCCUAGCGUAG